This is a messenger RNA of Ostreococcus tauri, 1116 nucleotides long. RefSeq names its product Serine/threonine-protein kinase, active site. The record is from RefSeq and is a predicted model, not a curated record. Lineage: Eukaryota; Viridiplantae; Chlorophyta; Mamiellophyceae; Mamiellales; Bathycoccaceae. Gene Ontology annotation, cellular component: transcription factor TFIIH holo complex; nucleus; transcription factor TFIIK complex. Bases 1 to 1116 code for a protein of 371 amino acids. The transcript has 2 exons. Gene Ontology annotation, biological process: positive regulation of transcription by RNA polymerase II; protein phosphorylation. Gene Ontology annotation, molecular function: cyclin-dependent protein serine/threonine kinase activity; ATP binding; RNA polymerase II CTD heptapeptide repeat kinase activity.
AUGGAGCGCUACGAGCGCGGGCGAACGCUCGGUGAGGGCACGUACGGGGUCGUCCACGAGGCGCGGGUGAAGGAGACGAACGAGGUGGUGGCGAUCAAGAAGAUUCGCCUGGGGAAGCUGAAGGAGGGCGUGAACUUUACGGCUAUUCGAGAGAUCAAAUUGCUUCAGGAGAUCAAACACGAGCACGUGAUCGAGCUCGUGGACGUGUUCGCGCAUAAGAAGAACUUAAACUUAGUGUUUGAGUAUUGUGGUGGGGAUUUGGAGAUGGUGAUCAAGGAUAAGGCGACGCCGUUGAGCGCGGGAGAGGUGAAGUCGUACGCGCGGAUGACGCUUCGCGCGGUGGCGCACUGUCACGAGAAUUGGGUCUUACACAGAGAUCUCAAGCCGAAUAACCUGUUGAUCGCGCCGAAUGGGUGCUUGAAAUUGGCAGAUUUCGGUUUGGCGCGAAUCUUUGGCUCACCCGAUCGUAGGUUCACCCAUCAGGUGUUCGCGAGGUGGUACCGAGCGCCCGAGCUCUUGCUCGGAUCGAAGACGUACGGUCCAGGUGUGGACGUGUGGGCGGUCGGGUGCAUUCUCGCGGAAUUAAUGCUUCGAAAACCAUUCUUUGCCGGGUCGUCGGACAUCGAUCAGCUCGGUAAGGUGUACGCAGCGCUCGGGACGCCGACCGAGACGAACUGGCCCGGCGUGUCCGCGCUGCCGGAUUUCAUCGAGUUCAUCUACGUACCGCCGCCGAACCUGCACGACACGUUCCCGAACGAGACAAAUGAGUCGCUGGAUUUGUUGAAAAGGAUGCUCGAGUACGACCCGAACAAGCGCAUCACCGCGGCGCAGGCGUUGGAGCAUCCAUACUUUCACACCAAGCCGGCGCCGAUUCCGUUCGAGGAGCUUCCGAAGCGUUUCGCGACGAAAAACUUUACGCAACACGCGUCGGGGGGGACAUCACCCUCGCGAGAGGCGAAAACUGGGGAGAAACGUAGAUUAGAGGACGCGGACGAGGCGCCGGAUUCGACGGAUCCGAACUUCAGGCCGAAGCUCGGCGACGCGGACAGGGAGGCGUUGCGCGGUCGCAAGGGCGCGUUGGACGCCGCCUUUGCCGACGUCGAGGGCGACGAUUGA